Messenger RNA from Solanum pennellii, 951 nucleotides. RefSeq lists its product as uncharacterized. The transcript is spliced from 7 exons. The record is from RefSeq and is a predicted model, not a curated record. The annotation marks the transcript as partial. NCBI's taxonomy places the organism in Eukaryota, Viridiplantae, Streptophyta, Magnoliopsida, Solanales, Solanaceae.
UUGCCCGAAAAAACAACAACGGAUUCAUCGGAUUCUUCAACUUCAACAACAAUAUCGCCAUCAACUCAAGCAGCAAUAGAUGCGCUUAUCAAAGAUUUGGGUAAAGAUGCUACCAAUGCUAGACCAUUAUAUUCUUACGAUCCGCAGAAUAUAACUAGCAGCCAGUACUUGUUGACCGACAGUCAAUUACCCACUGAUAUUUCAAUAACGGAGAUUGUUGUUAAAACUGAUGCAGUCACUCCUGCGCAUAGAAAUAGAAUGCCUUCGAGAAGGAUUCAAUCUCCAUAUUGUACUUCUUUUGGGUCAAGCGAGAAGGGAAAAGAAAAAUUGAAGGAUAUGGCUCGACUCCAUUUCCCGUUCGAAGGAUGUGGCAUUACAGAUAAAGUUUCGCCGAAACUUAUUGAGGAUUACAUGAAUUGGUUGUCAAGGGGGCUUCUAAAAAAUCAUAACAAUAAGAACCCAUCGGACGAUAAAUACAGAUCAAGAUCUUCUUCUUUUGGAUUUACGAUGAUGGACUUUGUUGUUGCUUUUCCAAUGAACAAGAAUUGGUUUUAUGCCAUGUCACAGCCAAACAAAUGUUGGUCUGAUGAGCACAUCGAUGUGAUUUUUUACUACCUUCGUAAAAAAUCAAAACUUUGCAGCAUGGAUCAAUACAGAUACACAACAACCCACUGUUUGUUCAUGUCACAUGUAAAAAAAUGUUAUGAUAUCUAUUACAUGGACGAUGAUGAUGAUAGUCUUACUACACAAGAACAUAUUGAUCGCGCUUCAGUUGUAUCUGUACAUGAGAGGUCAAUAAUUAACAUCAUGUUCUAUUCUUUUGAGGUAUUAGCAAAGCUUGUAAUUAGACUUUUAGCUAGCAAUUUCAUUAUUUAUAAGGUUUCAUCUUCUCAUGGACAUUGGGCACAACUACUUGCAUCGUUUAGUCCUCAAAGCUGCUUUCACAAGUGA